Cyphellophora europaea CBS 101466 is the source of this 3150-nucleotide messenger RNA. RefSeq lists its product as uncharacterized. The coding region runs from base 1 to 3150 and encodes 1049 amino acids. Gene Ontology annotation, molecular function: DNA binding; ATP binding; 3'-5' DNA helicase activity. Gene Ontology annotation, biological process: recombinational repair. Gene Ontology annotation, cellular component: nucleus. The record is from RefSeq and is a predicted model, not a curated record. The transcript has a single exon. Lineage: Eukaryota; Fungi; Ascomycota; Eurotiomycetes; Chaetothyriales; Cyphellophoraceae.
AUGGAGGUUUCGUUGCUGGCCGGACUGAAUGAGGCUCAAAGAGCCGCCGUUACCUCGGAGGCGGCCGUUCUGCAAGUCCUAGCACCUCCGGGCUCGGGCAAGACGAAGACAUUGACCUCGCGUGUCGCGCAUCUACUCGCCCACCGCUCAUACGACCCUCGCAAUGUCAUCUGCUGUACGUUCACGAUCAAGGCCAGCCGCGAGAUGCGGGAGAGGCUCCGCGGUCUUAUUGGAGAGCAGCUCGAAUCAAAGCUCAUCCUGGGUACCUUCCACUCGAUCUGCAGACGAUACCUCGCAGCGUACGGCAACCAGAUAGGCAUUCCCAAGAGCUUCGGCAUCGCGGACAGCUCGGAUAGCAAAACCAUGGUGAGAAAGAUCAUCAAGAAGGGAGGAAUGAAGAUCGAACCCAACACUGCUCGCAACAAAAUCAGCUGGAACAAGGCACGAUUUCGGAGCGUCGAAGUUCUCCGGCAGGAACAAGCCAAAGCAAAGCACACCAAUGAGAAUCAGCAAGAGGUCAUAAAAGUGUACGAAGAGUAUGAAGCUGAGCUACAACGAAAUAAUCUACUGGACUAUGACGAUCUUUUGCUACGCUGUGUUGACCUUCUGCGAGCAUUCCCACUCUGCGUGGCUAAUGUGGAGGCGCUUUUAAUCGACGAGUUUCAGGACACCAAUGUCGUACAGUUCGAGUUGAUGAAAUUGUUUGCUUCCUCGAGGCGCAAUGUCACAAUCGUUGGUGAUCCUGAUCAGAGUAUAUUCGGCUUUCGUGCAGCAGAGAUUGCAAACCUCAAGAAGAUGAGGGUUGUGUUCCCGGAUACCGCCGUCAUCAAUCUUGAGGAGAAUUACCGAUCCGCUGCAGCAGUGCUCUAUCUGGCUCAGGAUGUGAUCGAACAAGACAAAGAUCGACCAAAUAAGAAGCUCAAGUCUACUCACUGCUAUGGUACGACUCCGGUGCUUCGAAAACUGCCAAAUCCCCACGAGGAGGGUCUUUGGAUCGCAAGCGAAGUCAAACGAACCAUGUGCAUGACCGGAGCACUUAUCGACCAUUCAGAUAUUGCUGUGCUUAUUCGCUCCGGCUAUCUCUCUCUGCUGAUCGAGAAGGCUUUUACUGCCGCUGGCAUACCUUACCGUAUGGUUGGAGGAAUGCGGUUCUUCGACCGAGCUGAAAUACGACUUGUGGUGGAUUACCUGCGCACUAUCGCUCAUCCAGAAAACAAUUCUGCUUUUCUAGCCAUCAUCAACGUGCCCUCGCGCAAGAUUGGUGAGACUGCAGUCUCCUCCCUAGCUGCACUUGGGGAAGAGCACGGUUUGUCAGUCUGGGAGGUUGUUCAGAAAGUCAUUCGUGGCGAUCUUAAACCCGAGAAGAACUUGUCAAAACCUUCACAACAGGAUCUCGGUAAGCUGAUCAAUAUUAUCAAACGAGGCCGCGAGAAAAUGUACGGCAUGUCUCCCGCCACAAUUCCCAGCCAGCUCAUUUCGUAUCUCGUGGACUGCCUCCAUCUACCUGCAUACCUUCAGCAAAAAUACAAGGACGACUACGAGGACCGUCUUGAGAACAUUCAGGAGCUGAUCGCUCACGCGAACCAUGUGGCUUCUUUGCCUGACAAUGCGGAAAGCCUUCCCGUUAUUGAUGGCGCAAUCCAGCAGGAAGUUGACCAAAGACAGGAAGCGCUUGACCAGUUUCUCACCAACAUUGUGCUAUCCACCGAGAAAGAAAACGAUGCAGAUGACAAGCCUCGGGUCACAAUCUCUACUAUUCACAGCGCCAAGGGUUUAGAGUGGCCGGUUGUGUUCAUUCCAGCUGUCUAUGAAGGCAGCAUUCCGCAUUCGCGCGCAGAAGAGCUUGACGAGGAGCGUCGACUGCUGUAUGUGGCCAUAACGCGUGCGCAGGCCCUCUUGAACAUGUCGUUCCCCCUUUACAACACGCGCGAUCAACAAAGUCUUGACCUGACGCAAUUCCUGCCUCAGGACCUGCACCACAGAACAGCCGAGAAAGCACCAAGGUUCAGCGAUGGAGUCAUUGCAGACAUUGCCACUACUCUGAGGCGCGAGAUGCCAAGUCAAGAAGCAAUUGCACGGGGUGUGGCUUCGUUGACCGACAAGCAGAGCCCAGAAGAUGACCUGUGGCCACUCGAUGGGCGACCAGCAUUGGGUCCGGAGCAGAAUGUUAUGCUCGGUAACGUAUCGUUUCCUGGGAAAGGGCUGUCAUUGCAUGAAGCCGAGCAGCUCGCCAAGGGUGGGAAGGUACAUGCUAAUAGCGGCUUUCAGCGCGCGUCGCCGAUGGGGUAUCAGACGAGUAUGAGCAAUGCCAACAGCUUCUCCACGGCCAACACCAGCAUGGGCAUGGGAUUUACCACCGCCGGGCAGCAGAUGCGCACUGUUGGUGGUGUGAACGCCAACGCAAAGACCUCCGACAGCCAAUCCGCCAAAGCCCAGCUCGGCUCCCAGAGCUCUGCGCAGGGCAUUGCAAAGGGUGGCAUAACACGGUUCUUCCAAGCUCAGUCACGAGCAACACCUCCGCCUACUGCCGAAGCCGCCCGCAAAGCCUGGACGAAUCGUCCGUCCAUAUCCGCACCCUCCCAUACACAACAGCGCGUCGAGCCACAAGCACAACCGCAACCUCCUCCGGCGCCGGCUCGAGCCGCACCCACCAGAAGCCACUCCGACAUUGCCCCUCAGCUUCCUGUGCAUCAUUUCGGUGGCGUCCCGGGUGCAGGCUUUGGUCGUGCUUCCGCACCAGGCCGCGUUAUAUCGAGCGGUCCUGGUGUAGCAGCGGCGGCAGGCAUCAAGCGGCCCCGACCACUGCCGCUAGAGCAAGUGAGUCCGAACCGCGAACGCAGAAAGUACGUGUUCCUGUCCUCGAGUCCGGCCCCGGAAGAGGUCGAUGCUGGGACGUUGGGUCAGGAAGUCGACCUUGGAGACGACUCGGAUUUAUUUGAGUGGACAGGGAAGGAGAACGAGCCAACGAAGCGGCAGAAAGGCAUUGGUGGCGGGCAGGUCGAUGGGUGCGAGGAUGUGAGGAAGUCGGUAUCGCUGGCGGGGAAGGGGAGGCCGGUGGUCGGCGUCGUCCCAGGUGCCUCUGGGUAUCCGAAGAAGAGUCUGGGUGUUAGAGGCGUGUUCGUGCCGUGGAGUGAGCGGAAGCGGAAAUGA